GACGACCGGGCGGGACACGGGGACAGCCGGACACACGGACACGGGGGAGGGACACACGGACACGGCCCGGCGCCAUGGAGCACGGCCAGCAGCAGCAGGAGAAAGAGGAGGAGCAGGCUCAGGAGCCCUGGUUCUGGCUGACAGCAGAGCUGGGCAGCAGCUGCUCCUGGGACACCAAGCUGGGCCAGAGCUGUGCCAGGAGGGACCUGUCGGAGCUGCCCACGCUGGAGGAAGGGCUGCUGCCCUCAGCAGAAGCUUCUGGAGCUGCAGUUCCUGCCUCACCCCUGGAUGUCCAGGAGAGCAGAUUCUCCCCCUGCCUGCCCCUGCUGCUGAGCCCAGCCCGGGGUGAGACAUUCCUGCAGGGAUCCCAGAUGGAUUUCCUUCCCCUCAGAGGAGUCCCGGAUGUUUCUGGAGCAUCCCUGGAGCGUUCAGAGCCUGCCCACGUCCAUGGCACUGCAUCCCUGAGGGGCCCAGCCCUUCCCAGCCCACCCCAGCACUCCCAGCCUGUGGCACAGGAGGAUCCUGGAGCUGCUCCCCAGCCUGGGCAGCCCCUGGGCAGCCAGGGGGACAAUGGGGACAGUGGGGACAAUGAGCAGGAGGCACCAAUCCCCCGGGGCAGGGGGGAUCCAGCACAGCCAGCUCCAGAGCAGGGGCUGGGGAAGGGGCUGGGGCAGCCCUGGGGCACAGCUGGGAGGGAUGGACACUGCCCUGGUCACCCCUGUGGUCACUCCUCCCAGGACAGUGAUGGCCCAGCUGCUGCCUCUGAGCUCUCAGAGGGGAACAAGGAGUCCCCAGGGCAGGAGGAAUCUUCCUCCUCCUCCUCAGGAAACUCCUCCUACAGAAGUGCCCUGACCAAAUUCUCAGAGAAAAGCGAGAGGGGUGUGCAGCAGGCGAAGGUGAAGGUGGCUGGCAGUGGGGCAGGAGCCCUGGAGAAGCUGGAGAAGGGAAGGAAGGCGCCUCAGCCUGGUUUGUCACAUAACUUCUCUGAUGGCCUGAGGAAAGGCCAUGCCAAGAACUCGGCUGCUGAGGAAGUUCUUUGUGCAGCAGCCUCUGGGGCAGGCAGAGGAGGGCUGCAGGAGCCUGGGGUGCUGCCCAGGGGCUCCCAGGGGCUCAGAGGUUCCCAGGAGCUGGGGCUGGGCUCCAUGGCUGCUCCUGAGGGGCUGCAGGGAGCUCUCCUGGACCACCAGCAGCAGCCAGCAGGGAGGCUGGGGACAGAGGGGCUGCUCCCUGCUGGGACACCCAGCCUGACCCAGCCCCAGGAUGCUGCCCCCUGCCCUGGGCACUCCCCAGAGCCUGCAGGGAGCAGGGAUGAGCUCACUGCCUCUGACUGCUCCAUACAGAGGGGACACAAAGGCACAGAGAUCUCCCCUUCCUUCAGCCUGGGCGCUGAGGGCUCCUUCUCCCUGCUCCUACCUCAUCCCAACUUCCAGUCCACCCCAGGGGUGUUCCUCAAGAGAGCUGGGAAGGCAGAAGGACCUGGUGAAGGCCUGGUGAUGCUCUCAGACCUUCAGGCCUCUCCUUGGUGUCCCAGUGAAGAAGCCCCAGGGAUGUCCCCUGUCCCUGGGGAGGAGCAGCCCCCUCCCCAGAGUGCUGUGGCAGAGACCUGUGGGCGUUUGGAGUCCCUGAAGCUGGAAUCUCCCUGUCCUGGCAGGAUGCAGUCCUUCCCCUCACUGAGCUUCCUGGAGAAGGUGGGAGCCUGGCACCUGCAGGGUCCUGCUGCCACCUGUGUGCCAGGUGCCUCUCCUCCUGCAAGGAAAGCCUCCAGUGCACCUCCCAGACAUUCAGGCUGUGUUUCAGCAGUGCAGGAAAGCCUGGGGGACCCCAGGGGCAGUGCUGCUCGUGCCUGCAGGGGCACAGGUUCUCUGGGAAAUGUGCAUUUCCCCCAGACUGAGCUGCUGCCUGCCCUCCCUCUGAGCAGGUCCCAGUCUGACAGCACCAUGAACAUCUCCAGCAGGAGCACAGCCCUGCCUGCCCUGAGCCCUGCAGCACAGGGGGAGCAGAGUGCUGCUCUGGGGGGCUCUGACAGCCCCACCCCACAGAAGGGGCUGCCUGGAACCCCUGCUGAAGAUGGGCACAGCACCACCAGGCGAAGCUCAGCCCCAGAUGUGUGUGUGCUCAGUGCUGCUCAGCUCCCUCAAAAGGAUGGGAGCUCCCCAGCUGAGGAGCACCAGGACUGUGAGGAGAAGGGAAAUCAGUGCCUCAGUAUCCCCACUGGUCACAUCAUGGACAGCUUUGGAGUCAUUCCCUUGGAGAGUCUGACUUUUCCUGUUGGUCCUGAGGAGCCUCAGGGGGCCCUGGUGGUGCCCAGGCCCUGCCCCAGUGCAGGAGGGAGCAGCCCCAUCCCCUCUGGAGCAGCCCUGGAGACUCCCAAGAAGGAAGAGCUGAAUAUUGAAGAAAGGAUCCCGGUGUACCUGCGGAACCUGGGCAUCGAGCAGUCCCCUGGCACCAUCCUGGCCCCCUUUGUGCCCCGUGGGCCCCUCCGGGAGCUGGAGUUCUCCCCAUGGGGGCUCAGGAGCCUGCAGCCCCCCCUGGACACGGCCCCCCUGGACAGGGUCCCCCCGCAGGCCCAGGGUGCAUUGCUGCCAGCCUUUGAGCUGUCCCAGGCCAGCUUUGGCUCGGAUGUGUCUCCUCUGAGUGUGUCCCUCUCCGUGGGCUCUGAGGCUGGCUCGGAGCAGGAGCAGGACCUGCUGUCCCCCCGGGAGCUCUGUGCCAGCUCCCCCACGCUCUCUGGGCACUCCCCAGCCAGCCAGGGCAGUGUGCCAGGCCCCCAGCUGCAGGGAGGAGCCCCAGGGGGCACAGAGGGGUCCCCUGGACCUGCUGGGGCAGAGCAGGACCUGCCCAGCUGCUCCUCGGUCAGGGAUCCCCAGGAUGGGGGGAGAAGGGCUCAGGGUGCCCUUGCUGACCCUGAGUGCAGGAGCUCAGGCAGCAGCCAGCAGGAAUGGGCUCUGUCUGGGCUUGGGAAUGACAUGGAAUUGGAUAGGGCAUCCUCGAGCUCCGGGGUGGGAAGUGAGAGCAGCCAGGGCCAGGAAAGGGAACCCCUGAUGGGCCCUGAGGCCCUGCAGGAGCUCCGGGAGCUGCUGGCACAGGCAGAGGGUCUGGCUGCCAGCUGGAGCCGUCCUGCUGGCCCCACAGCCUCCUGCAGGGAGCCUGGGGAGGCUCCCCCGGGGCUGGGUGGGAGGGAGGAGGAUCCAAAGGAUGCCAGGUUAGGCCAGGACUGGAUCCCAAAGCUGCAGGACACACUGUCACGGGAUGAGGCCGUGACCCCGAGGGGUGUGCAGGCACAGGAGCUGGACACGGACCCUCUGGACUCUUCCAGCUGCCAGCUGGCAUGGGGACACCCUCUGGCUGUCAGCUCCCAGCGCAGGGAAGGGCUGAGGGCAGUGGCCCAAGAGCCAAGGACAGGGAAAUCCACAGGGAGGUGGGAGCCAGAAGGGAGCAGCAGUGUGGGCAGGAGCCAGGCUGCCCGUGCAGGGCUGGCACAGAGCACUGCCAGCAGCCUCCCGGGCACUGGCACAGCCCCACAGCCCAGCCAUCCUCCCUCCCUGGAGCCCCUGGCAGUGCCUCCAAAGGCUGCCCGUGGGGGGCUGGCACAGAGCACUGGCACAGCCCCACAGCCAGGCCAUCCUCCUUCCCUGGAGCCCCUGGGCAGUGCCCCCGCUGGCCUGGGCAGCUCCCUGGGCUCCUGGGGCCAGGCUGGCAGGGCAGCAGGGACACAGGGCAGCGAGGACAGCAGCAGUGGGGAUUCCCUCAGUGCCCGGGUCAGGAGCCUCCUGAGGAGGGCUGGGCACUCCCAGCAGCCGGGCAGUGCCCCGGGGGUGGUGCUGGGCAGCCUGCCCGGGGCUGGAGUUGCUCGGAGCCUGCCAGGAGCUGCCCUGAGCCCGGCGGGCAGCAGCAGCAGCAGCGGUGACUCCCUGGCCACCCGUGUCUGCAGCCUCCUGGGCACCACUGCCCCGGCCAGCCGUGUCCUGAAGAGCGCUGAGGAGCACGAGAGGAGGAUCCGAGCCUGGGUGAAGAUGAAACUGGCCAGCCAGUCCCAGGAGUGUGAGGCAGACUGGGAUGAAGAGCCCCAGCUGAGGAUGGAGGCAAUCAAGGCAGAGCUGCUCCCAAAGCCCAGGGAACCUGCACCAGCCAAGGAUCCCUGGCUCUGUGGUUUGGAAGCAGCUUCUGAGUACCUGAGGAAGCAGGAGCAGGACCUGGAGGGUGUGCAGGCUCCCAGGUGUCCCAGGGGCAGGCAGGGACAGCUCUCCAGGACCUGGGAGCUCCUCCAGCCCUGCUCCCCACCAGCAGCACCAUUCCGUAGAGCUGGUCCCUGGCAUGCCUCCCUGCUGAAGGACAUGCACCUGAAACCUUGGGGUGCUGCUGAGCUGAAGGACAUGCACCUGAAACCUUGGGGUGCUGCUGAGCUGCAGGAUGUGCAGCUGAAACCUUGGGGUGCUGCUGAGCUGAAGGACAUGCACCUGAAACCUUGGGGUGCUGCUGAGCUGAAGGACAUGCACCUGAAACCUUGGGGUGCUGCUGAGCUGAAGGACAUGCACCUGAAACCUUGGGGUGCUGCUGAGCUGCAGGAUGUGCAGCUGAAACCUUGGGGUGCUGCUGAGCUGCAGGAUGUGCAGCAGCCACAGGAGAUGCAGCUGAAACCGUGGAACACUGCUAACCUAAAGGACGUGCAGCUGAAGCUCUACAGUGCUGCUGAGCCUCAGGAGAUGCAGCUGAAACCCUGGAACACUGCUGACUUGCAGGACAUGCAGCUGAAGCUCUACAGUGCUGCUGACCUGCAGGAAGUGCACCUGAAACCUUCUGGUGCUGCUGAUCUGAAAGACAUGCAGCUGAAGCCCUGCAAUGCUGCUGACCUGAAGUCCUGGAAUGCUGCUGAUCUGCAGGAUGUGCAGCUGAAACCUUGGGGUGCUGCUGAGCUGCAGGACAUGCACCUGAAGUCCUGGAAUACUGCUGACUUGCAGGACAUGCAGCUGAAGCCUUUCAGUGCUGCUGAGCUGCAGGACAUGCAGCUGAAGCCCUGCAAUGCUGCUGACCUGCAGGACAUGCACCUGAAACCCUGCAGUACUGCUGAGCCACAGAAGAUGCAGCUGAAGCCCUGGAACACUGCUGACCUAAAGGAUGUGCACCUGAAGCUCUACCGUGCUGCUGAGCUGCAGGAUGUGCAGCUGAAACCUUCUAGUGCUGCUGAGCUGCAGGACAUGCAGCUGAAGCCCUGCAAUGCUGCUGAGCUGCAGGACAUGCAGCUGAAGCCCUGCAGUACUGCUGAGCCAGAGAAGAUGCAGCUGAAGUCCUGGAACACUGCUGACCUGCAGGAUGUGCACCUGAAGCCCUGCAGUGCUGCUGAGCCACAGGAGAUGCACCCAAAGCCCUGGAACACUGCUGAGCUACAAGUGCACACCCAGCAGGCAGCCAUGGGGCACCCCAGUGCCAGGGCAGAGCCCUGUGCCCCUCUGGCACAGCACCCCCGUGCAGGGAGCCCUGCAGCUGCCCCCCCUGCCCAUGGGGAGCUGGGCAAGCCCAGCACCUCCCUCACCCUGUGCUCCCAGGGCCUGGCACACAGCCCCAGCCUGGCCAGCAUCCUGCUUGGGCAGCACAGGCUGGGCACAGAGCCCUGGCACAGAGCUGGGGGUGCUGCUGAGGCUCCUGCUGCCUCUGCUGCCAGGGCUGCAGCUCCUCAGGAGCCAGCCCAGCAGCCUGGGAGCAUCCAGGCUGGCAAGGGACAAACCCUGAGUGCCAGGCAGCCCCAGCUCCUGCCUGCACCUCUGGGGCACAGACACAGUGCCAGGGAGCUCAGCCAGGAAACAAAGCCAUCCAUGGAACCUCCCCCUCUGAGCCCAUCCCUGCAGGAGGAGAUCCCACCUGGGCACACCCAGCCCCGGGAGAUCCCACCUGGGCACACCCAGGCCCAGGAGAUCCCACCUGGGCACACCCAGCUCCAGGAGAUCCCCCCUGGGCACAGCCAGCCCUGGGAGAUCCCACCUGGGCACACCCAGCUCCAGGAGAUCCCACCUGGGCACACCCAGCCCCGGGAGAUCCCACCUGGGCACAGCCAGCUCCAGGAGAUCCCCCCUGGGCACAGCCAGCUCCAAGAGAUCCCCCCUGGGCACAGCCAGCUCCAGGAGAGCUCAGAGGGCCCAGGAGCAGCUGCACAAAGGGGUUUGCUGAAGGGCCCCAGUGAGGUGUUGGCUGAGGGGAGGAAAAGCCCUGAGGAGCCACCUCUGGUUCCAGAAGAGGCUGUGAGGGAGCAGAUGGGUCCUGCUCACCCUUCACCUGCAGAUGAAGCUUUGUCCACCAUUCCAGAAGAGGCUGUGAGGGAGCACGUGGUUCCUGCUCACCCUUCACCUGCAGAUGAAGCUUUGUCCACCAUUCCAGAAGAGGCUGUGAGGGGGCAGAUGGGUCCUGCUCACCCUUCACCUGCAGAUGAAGCUUUGUCCACCAUUCCAGAAGAGGCUGUGAGGGAGCAGAUGGGUCCUGCUCACCCUUUACCUGCAGAUGAAGCUUUAUGCACCAUGCCUGAAGCUCCCUCAUCACCAGUGAAGAGAUUCCUGAGCUGUGUGCACAUCACCCUCUCCUCCAGGGCCCAUCACCCCAGUGCCAGCAGUGCUGGGAAUGGGAUCAAGGUGUGGGACAAACCUCCAGAGAAGGCUCAGACAGUGACUUUACAAGCAGCUCCAGAAUCUUCAGUGGGAGGUGUUCCUAAAUCCCCUCGUGCUGAGGGCAUUCCUAGCUCAGCUCAGCCUGUGGCAGGUCCCAGCCAGCUGCUUUCCCCCAGGCAGGAGCUGCAGGGCAGGGCCAGAGCCCGGCUCACACAGGGCAUCCCCAGCUCUGCCACACCUGCCAGAAGGACUUCUGAUGCUGCCACCCAGAUCACCACGGAGAGUCCCAGCAAAGCCACGUUCUCAGCAGAAAUCUGUGUGGAUCCCCACGAGGGGGGAAGUGCUGCCCUGCAGCCAUCACUCCCCAGUGCUCCUGGAGCUCCUGGGACUGCAGCUCCACCCCACAAGGCCCCUGAAGCCCCUGGGACUGCAGCUCCACCCCACAAGGCCCCCGGAGCUCCUGGGACUGCAGCUCCACCCCACAAGGCCCCCGGAGCUCCUGGGACUGCAGCUCCAGCCCACACGGAGAUUCCCCCCUUCCCAAGGCAGCCUGCCCAGCCCCUGCUGCUGCCCUACAAGCCCUCAGGAAGCUCUGGCAUGUACUAUGUGCCUUUCCAGAGAGCAGGAGCCAGCGUGGAGCCCAGCACAGCCAGCUCGCACUCAGGCUCAGAGGAUGCUCCUGCUCCAGGGAUCCUGGCCCAGGUGCUGGCUCUGGGGGAUGAGCCCCCUGCAGCCAGGGCAGCUGCCCAGCACACAGGGACAGUCCAUGGGCACUGGCCUAAGCUGGCCUGGGCUGAGGGGCACAGGACACCGCUGGAACAGUCUGCAGAGCUCCCGGCUGGUUCUCAGUGUGCAGAACCCUCCCGUGGUGUCCCUGAGCCCCGUGCCAUGCCCACCAGGCAGCGCUGCAGCCAGCAUGCCAGGGAGCCCUGCAGGGCCCGGGCUGCAGCUGGGCACGCUGCCCUGGGCACAGCAGGGCACUUCUUUGCCCUCCCUGCAGAGGCUGACGACAGCAGGAGCGAGGAGCUGAGUGCCAGGGGCUCCUUUGGGCACGGGGCAGCUGGCACGGGGCUGCACCAGGGCACUGCUGGCACCGAUCCUGCCCCACGGGGCCCAGCUGCUCCCCUGCAGGACAGCCUGGGGAAGGCACCACAGCAAAGGGGCCACGCCAGGGGCGGCCUGGACGAGCUGUGGCUGAGGUUCCUGGAGCGCCAGGGCACGCAGCAGCAGCAGCAGCAGCUCAGGAGGAACGGGGAGCUGAGCCUCGUGCAGCGCCUGGACCGGCUGGCCAGGCUCCUGCAGAACCCCAUCAGGCACACCCUGGCACCCACAGCUGCUGGGGAGAGGGCUCCUGAGCAGGAAAUGCAGGGGAGGGAGCAGCCAGAACCUGGGCUGGCAGGAAAAGCCAGGUCUGGGAGCAGCACGGAGCCAAGGGGAGCACGAGCGGGACAGAGGCCACGUGUGAGCCAUGGCAGCAGCAGCCCCGGGGAGCCCAGGCUGGGGCAGAAGGUGAUCCAGCACCUGAGCAGGAUCCUGGAGGAGCAGCAGCCCCUGGGCAGCAUCCUGGAGAAGCAGCAGCACCUGGGCAUGCCAAGUGACAGCUCCUCAGAGAGCAGGCUGAGCGGGGAGCCCAGCAGCUGCAGCACCUCUGCGUGGGACACGGGGACAGGGCUGGACACCUCCCCUGCCUCUGGGAGCAGCAGCUCCCUGUCCCUGUCCACCAUUGACACAGCCAGGCUGCUCCAGGCCUUUGGGCAGCACAGGGUGGCCCCAAGCACCGACGCCCCCAGCCCAGCCCCACAGCUGUCCCCAGAGCUGUCCCCGAGGCUGGCCCGGCUGUACCGUGCCAUCAGCCAGCAGAAGAGGCGCUCUGAGAAGUGGCAGGAGCACAGUGGAGGAGCAGGGACUGCAGGAUGUCCCCAGGGAGCUGCUCAGAGCCUCGGGAAGGGACAGCAGAGCCAGAGCACCAUGCCCUUCUCAGACUCCACCUGUGCCAGCAGCAGCUCCUGGGGGCCCAGCUGUGCCCUGAGCCACAAGAGACGGGCUCGGAUGCUGAACAAAGGGAUCCAGGCAGGGGACCUGGAGAUCGUCAGCAGUGCCACCAAGAGGAACACUCGGGAUGUGGGGGUGACCUUCCCCACGCCCAGGAGCAGCCAGCAGCUGUGGGAGCCCCCUGGGCAGGGCCAGGGCACAGCCUGGCAGCAGCCCCGGGCACAGCCGGGCAGGAUCCUGACAGACACACGGACCAGGAGGAGCAGGCUGCACUUCCAGCAAGGGACUGCGUGGCUCAUCCCAGCAGAGGACUUGGAAUGUGAAUCAAGGAAAGAAAACCAGUGCAGUGCCCCUCCUGGCCCUGGGCCAGCCUGGUUUGAGCCCUGGAGCAGCACAAAGCCCUGGAGAGAGCCCCUGAGGGAGAAGAACUGGGAGGAGCAGCCCAGGCUGGGCCAGGGAGCAGUGACAGCCCCGGGGGCUGGCAGGGGCCUGGGGCAGCCCCUGGGCAAGCUCACCCUGCAGGAGGCGCUGGCCCUGCACCGCCCCGAUUUCAUCUCGCGCUCGGGGCAGCGCCUGCGGCACCUGCGGCUGCUCCGCGAGGAGAGGAGGCUGCACAAAGCCCAGAGGGAAAAGCUGCUGCCAGCCCAGGGGGAAACACUGCUGCCAGCCCAGAGGGAAACACUGCUGCCAGCCCAGAGGGACCAGCUCCUGCCAGCCCAGCAGCUGCUGCAGCCUGCAAGGAGGAGAAAAGACUGCAGGACUGCAAAUCACCUGCUGUCCAACCGAGGUUUCCUGAUGAGAGAAAAAAGAAGAGCAAUUCCCAAGCAUGAAAUGUUUCAAAGAUCUAAAAGGAUGUACGAGCAGCUCCCUGAGGUGAGGAGGAAGAGGGAGGAGGAGCGGAGGAGGCAGGAGUACAGCUCCUACCGCCUGAGGGCUCAGCUCUACAAAACUAAGAUCACCAGCCGUGUCCUGGGGAAGAAGGUGUCCUGGAGCUGACCUCAGCCAGCCUGGGCUGGCACACACAGCCCUGGCACAGGAGAAGGCACUAAAUGCUUCUGCAGCCCCACUUUGUGCUCUUGGCUCCCUUCUGUGCUCGCUGCUCCUGCCCUAUGUAAGAAUCAGGGAUUUGGGGGAGUGUCAGGGUUUUAAAUAAAUAGCUGGGGUUUUAUAGUGGUGUUAGGCACUUCAGAGGAAACACAGUCUGGAAAAACUUGGUUCAUAACAUAUUUAUAACUCCCUGAUUGGAAUAGCAGUUUUAUAUAUUUAUUUUCAACGGGUUUUAACGCGGAUUUUUAGAUUUUUUAAAAUUUCUGUCUCAAUGUAGAAAAUUCACUUGUUAUGUUUUGUACUUCAAUAAAACAGCUGAGUUGUUUUAA
Molecule: messenger RNA, 9961 nt
Organism: Melospiza georgiana
Lineage: Eukaryota; Metazoa; Chordata; Aves; Passeriformes; Passerellidae
Gene: ALMS1
Product: ALMS1 centrosome and basal body associated protein
Exons: 18
Coding region: 75-9581 (3168 amino acids)
Biological process (GO): regulation of centriole replication
Cellular component (GO): cytosol; centrosome; centriole
Source: RefSeq, a predicted model, not a curated record